Messenger RNA from Diaporthe amygdali, 1062 nucleotides. Its product is annotated as epoxide hydrolase 2. Lineage: Eukaryota; Fungi; Ascomycota; Sordariomycetes; Diaporthales; Diaporthaceae. The coding region runs from base 1 to 1062 and encodes 353 amino acids. The record is from RefSeq and is a predicted model, not a curated record. The transcript is spliced from 3 exons. Gene Ontology annotation, molecular function: hydrolase activity.
AUGGCGACAGAGACUCUCACCGAAAACACCUUUAGCCACAGCGGCGACAAGCAGACCUUCUAUUGGUCCGCUGGGCCAUCAGACGGGCCCCUGGUCAUCUUCGUUCACGGCUGGCCCUCCAACGGCGAGCACUGGAAGCACCAAGUGCUUGCAUUCGCCUCGCUCGGGUUCUACGCCGUCGCCCCCGACACGCGGGGCUAUGGCCGCUCCAGCGUGCCCAAGGGCGACCCUACCGAGUACCGCCUAGAGAAGCACGUCUCGGACAUGCUCGCCCUGCUCGCGCACCUGGAACGCAAGAAGGCAGUCUGGGUCGGUCAUGACUGGGGUGCGGGGCUGGUCUGGGCGUUCGCGGCGCAGCACCCGGACAAGUGCGUCGGCGUAAGCUGCGUCUCUGUGCCGUACCGUGUCCUGGAGGGCGGCCUGGAUCUGUUGGUGUCGCUCUCAAACCGCGAUAUCUACCCGGAAGACAAGUACCCGCUCGCUCAAUGGGACUACCAGGCCUUCCAUGUCGAGCAGCCCGAGCUCAGCUCGAAGCAACUGGAGGGCAACGUCACCAACACGAUCAAGCUGUUCUACCGAGGCUCAGGCCCUGAAAAGUUUGGGCAGCCCGCCUUCAUGGCAAACCUUCGGAAGCAAGGUGGCUGGUUCGGCCCCUUGCCCGCGGCCCCGGACACGCCUUUCGAGACAUGUCUCCUCAAGGACGACAAGCCCGCCUUCGACCGCAUGGUGGCCGAGUUUGAGCGCAACGGGUUCGAAGGCCCCAACGCCUACUACCUCAACCACGGUAUCAACUCCGAGUACAUGAAGACCGCCCCGAACGGCGGACGUCUUGAGUACCCCGUCUUGUUCGUCGAGACUAAGUACGAUGCCGUCUGCGAUACGGCGCUGUCGCGGCUGGGGGAGCCUAUGAAGGAGUACUGCAGUGAUCUGACCCAGGUCAGCCUUGAGUGUGGCCAUUGGGCUACGCUUGAGAAGCCUCGGGAGCUGAGCGCGGCGCUGGUCAAGUGGAUUGCGACGAAGCUGCCGGAGUACUACCCAGGCCCACAGAAUGCGCACCUGUGA